CCCUUUCGCGAAUCAAUUCCUACACGUCUCACUGAACCAUCCUCCUGUCGUCCUUGUACUGUACACCAACCCAAUUCUCUUCUCUUCUAUUCGACUGCAGCAGUCUGCCCGUCUGUCUGCCCGUCUGUUGCCAGACCAACACACAAUGUCUGCUCAAGCCGCCGCUGGCUCGGUCAUGGUGCAAGAUCCCGCCUCGGCAUCUGGUUUGGAUUCCAAAUCUGAGCAAGACGGCACUAAAGCCGCCCCCUCGGCCAACACUCGUGCCCCCUCCGAAGACGACGACGACGACGACGACGACGCCGGCCUGUGGGAAUCCGAAUCCUACCUGGAAGAUAUCUUGAAUGAGUCUGAAGAGGCCUUCGAGCACCCGACUAAUGACGCUGUCACCCCCGAUGAAGCACGCCAGAUUCGACAACGCCUUCACGAUAUUGGGACCAGCCAAUUCGUCCUCGACUACAUCACCUCGGGUCGCUACACGGCGCGCAAGCUGUGCACCGCUUUCGAGAUCAUCCUCCCCGAUGAUAUAGACAACAUUCCAGAUGAAUACUUCUACAGGCUGCUGGGCUUGGCCAUCAAUCGCGAACUGAACAAACGUCCGCGCUUAUACAAGUACAAAACAAUUGAUGAUGCUGCCAAGUUGUUGCGAGAGCGGAGGAACAUCAUGGUCAUCACUGGCGCUGGCAUCUCCACAAGCUUAGGCAUACCCGAUUUUCGGAGUAAAACCACGGGAUUUUACGAAAAGUUGAUUGCCAUGGGCUAUGAGGAACCCGAGCAAGUUUUUGACCUGACCGAAUUCGACAGGGAUCCAACCAUCUUCUAUAAACUCGCGGGCGAGAUCAUACCAGAUCUGAAGAAGUGGACUCCGACGCACGAGUUCAUACGUUUGGUCCAGGAUCACAACAAGCUGCUCACAAAUUACACGCAAAAUAUCGACAAUGUGGAGUCGCAUGCAGGCAUAAGGAAGGAGAAGCUGAUUCAGUGCCAUGGUUCCUGGGCAACAGCCACGUGCCGCAAGUGUGGAUUCAAGGUGCCAGGCGAGGACAUUUAUGAUUCCGUUCGUUCCCACGAGCCAGCUCGAUGCAAGCGGUGUGUAGAGCAAAUCGCAAGCCAGAAGCCGGGGAUGAAACGCAAGAGAAGCUCCAAUGGCUCCAAGAAGAGACGCGGGCCUAGUGAGGAUGACUCCGAUUCGGACGGUGCUUACGACAUCCCGGAGGCCGGCAUUAUGAAGCCUGACAUUACAUUCUUUGGCGAGCAGCUUCCGAAUGACUUUUUCGAUCGACUCAAAGAGCACGACAGGGAGAAGGUCGACCUGGUCAUCGUUAUGGGCACAAGCAUGAAAGUGGCACCUGUCUCGGAGAUACCAAAUUUCUUGCCGCGCGAUGUGCCCCAAAUCUUCAUCUCCCGAGACCCUAUCAAACACAUCAAUUUUGACAUCAAUCUCCUUGGAGACUGCGACGUUGUCGUAGCUGAACUAGCUCGCCGUGCUGGUUGGGAUCUUAAACACAAAAUGAUUCCUUCUGACCAGCAAAUCCAAGUGGAGCCUUAUGACGGUCUCGAACACACGUACCGUGUGGAAGUAAAGGGCUCUGUUGGAGCCAAGGCUCCCGAUUUAUGA
Messenger RNA from Periconia digitata, 1615 nucleotides. The record is from the annotation of a GenBank genome assembly. Lineage: Eukaryota; Fungi; Ascomycota; Dothideomycetes; Pleosporales; Periconiaceae.